Triticum aestivum (bread wheat) is the source of this 1376-nucleotide messenger RNA. RefSeq names its product receptor-like protein kinase 7. NCBI's taxonomy places the organism in Eukaryota, Viridiplantae, Streptophyta, Magnoliopsida, Poales, Poaceae. The record is from RefSeq and is a predicted model, not a curated record. Bases 140 to 1252 code for a protein of 370 amino acids. Gene Ontology annotation, molecular function: protein binding. The transcript has a single exon.
UACAGCUUGAUUGAUGGAGCAGGGUAGAAAAAUCGCCGUAAAGACUAAAGAACUGGGUGGAAAAAAUGUGAUAGUCUGAUCUACAUAACCAACCAAUCAAUCAGCCCACAUCGAUAACACCAAGGAAUGUCAUCCCGCCAUGCCGCUGCUACUCACCCUCGUCAUGGCCGUCCUCCUGGCCGGCCUCCAAGCCGCCGCCGGCGCGCCACCCUCCCAAAUAGACGCCCUCUUGGCCUUCAAGCGAUCCCUCACCAUCCCACCCGCAGCCGCCGCCUUCUUCGCCACGUGGGACGCCACCGCUGCCUCGCCCUGCAACUUCACCGGCGUCACCUGCGACUCACGCCACUCCGUCGUCAUCGGUGUGUCCGUACGGGAGCGCGGAGUCGCUGCCGCGUCCAUGCCGUUCGGCGUCAUCUGCAGCUCACUGACGAACCUCACCACGCUCUCCCUGCCGUCGAACGCGCUCGCCGGGGGCAUCGACGGGGUCGUCGCGUGCACGGGGCUUGAGGAGCUCACCCUCGCCUUCAACUCCUUCUCCGGCGCCGUGCCGGACCUCUCGCCGCUGACCAGUCUCCGCAGGCUCAACGUCUCGACUAACAGCUUCUCCGGUGCGUUCCCUUGGACCGCGCUGCCCGCCAUGCCAGGCCUCACCGUGCUCGCCGCGGGAGACAACCCGUUCCUCGAGCCGACCAGUUCUUUCCCCGCCGAGGUCACCGAGCUCACCAACCUCACCGUGCUCUACCUCUCUGCCGCCAACAUCGUCGGCGCCAUCCCGCGGGGUAUCGGGAACCUAGUCAAGCUCGUGGACCUCGAGCUCGCAGACAACAACCUCACGGGCGAGAUACCCCCGGAGAUCGCCAAUCUCGUUAACCUCCGGGGCCUCGAAAUGUACAACUGCUCCCUUACCGGAGCUCUCCCGCGGGGGUUCGGAAAGCUGACGAAGCUACAGUCCUUCGACGCGUCACAGAACAUGCUAACCGGCGGCCUCUCCGAGCUCCGGUUCCUCACGCGGCUCGUGUCGCUUCAGCUGUUCUACAACGGCUUCUCCAGCGAGGUGCCCCUCGAAUUCGGAGACUUCAAGGAGCUCAUCAACCUGUCACUCUACGACAACAGCCUCACAGGCGAGCUGCCGCAGAGCCUCGGGAGCUGGUCGGAGCUGUCCUUCAUCGAUGUGAGCACGAACUCGCUGACGGGUCCGAUCCCGCUGGACAUGUGCAAGCGCGGCAGGGUUGCUGAAGCUGCUGAUGCUUGAGAAUAAAUUCUCCGGCGAAAUCCCGGCGACCUACGCGAGGUGCACGACCCUGCUGAGGUUCCGUGUCAGCCAAAACUUGCUCUCCGGCGAGGUACCCCAGGGCUUGUGGGCGCUUCCCAACGCC